Messenger RNA from Sphaeroforma arctica JP610, 1271 nucleotides. RefSeq lists its product as hypothetical. Lineage: Eukaryota; Ichthyosporea; Ichthyophonida. The record is from RefSeq and is a predicted model, not a curated record. The coding region runs from base 1 to 1233 and encodes 410 amino acids. The transcript is spliced from 8 exons.
AUGUCACACACAGGUGGGUUUCUAAAGGCUUUCGAUGUGAUUGAUUCACUGAUCCCUGGCGGCAACCCCAGCACCGCGAGCCCUUCUCAGAGUAGUGAGUCAACCAGCAAGCCAGGCAUACAACCGACACCCCAACAGUCCCAACAGUCUCAACCAAUACCACUCGCGCCGCAGAGUACACUCACCACCAGCAAGCUCACAGACCGAACCUGCAUCACUCCCACCAGGCAACGCAGUCAAGCAACUCAGCCCGUUAACACAGCGACACAGCAAACACAGGCCUCUCGUAUAGCUAAGCCCUCGACACGAACCACGGACGGCAAGCUUGGUAUUGGGGAUGAAUUGGUGAAGGCGGCAACGGAUAUCACGAACGCGUUUGGCGACGUGGCGCUGGGCAUGGGGUCUGUGUUUGGGUCGGUGUUGGAUUCGAUGGGAAAGGGUGUGACAAAUGGAGUGAACUCCAGUGCUGAGCAGGUGAUGGGUGCUGCGGGCCUUACGGACUUUGCGAUCAAACGAGUAUUACAAGCCAACCUAGCACCCUACGCCCACUUCUCACCCAUGAGCCUGAAGGUGCACGACCAGGGAGACCGCAUUGUGCUGAGUGACGCUGUGGCCUGUGAACAAGUGCGGCUGCUUGUGCCCGUGGACUGCUUACAGAUAAAGAUGGAUUGCGCAACGAUACUGGGUGUGACAUCCAGUUACAUGGACAGUUUACCAGGCACGCCAAUCACCCCCGUCAAGAUGCGCGUGGAAAACAUCCACAUCACCAUAGCGCUGACUAUGGUGCAAGGGUGGGCCCUGCGAUUGUUCCUGGCCAACCCUACGCUGGAGAGUUUCAUCCGUGAUACAUUCUUAUUCAAAGAUCUGUUCUUAGCAUGGUCAUGUGACACCAUGCCAUCUAUAUUGGGAGGCUUCCGAAUAAACGCGGCGCUGUUCAACGCAGAGCACACAGACCGCAUCUCAACGGAAAGCGAACUGGUCAUCCAUGCCAUGUAUCUGAGUGACGUUGUCUUUUCCGUCCAUCCUCUCAAGGGCCCGGGCUGCUACAGGAUAGAAAUCGAAACCCUCAACAUAGAUGUUAAUCCCUCCAAAGAGCGAAUAGCUACCCUAAAACAAUUACUUGAUAUGGAAAACGCGCCGAAAAUACGCCGAAAGCGGGAUGUGCAGAUCAAAUCUAUAGCACUAGGUGUUUUAGUGUGCUUAUGCGCUAUAUUGUACCAAUUGCUGACGUAGCUAAUUAUUAUAAAAUAAAAUUGCAUACUAGUGGGGCA